This is a messenger RNA of Caenorhabditis angaria, 1299 nucleotides long. The record is from the annotation of a GenBank genome assembly. NCBI's taxonomy places the organism in Eukaryota, Metazoa, Nematoda, Chromadorea, Rhabditida, Rhabditidae.
AUGAAAAUAGUCUCAUCAAUUCUACUUUUUCUAAUUAAUUCUUCAUUUCAAACUUGUGAUCAAAGAGGAAAAUUGAAAAAUCAAGAAUUUGUUGAAACUUUGUUUGUUUUUAUUGCUCCAUCGGAAUCGAAAAAUAAUCGAUAUCAAGAUGAUGAUGUUAGUUUGCUUGAAAAUAUAUAUUUUCAAAAAAAGUAAUUUUGCAGAUGAAAAAAAUCAAGAUUUUGUAUGAAGAAGUGAUGUGUGCAAUUCCAGAAUAUGAGAAAUUCAAAUAUAUGACAGUCAUAAAUGAAAACAAUAUUCAGCGAAACGAAAUAAGACCAAAAUUUGAGCUAGCAAAAGAUUGGAACUCUGCGCGGAACACAAUAAGUUCAAGUUAUUGUGAGUUUGUUGAAAUUUUCUCUUUCUCAUCAUGUUUUUUUCAGCACCCGAAGAAGAUGCUUGCACAAGUUUCACAAUUAUUCUUAACGAUGUUAUGAAGAUGAAGCCCAAUUAUACCCACAUCGAAGUUAUUUAUAAUGUUCCCAAAUUUGGUUCGGUUACAAAGUGUCCAUAUUCUUUCUUUUUAAAAUAUUCGCGAAUAAAUGGACAUGUCAAUUUUAUUCGAUAUGAUUCCAUCGAAUAUUUUGGAUACAAUUCCUUGAAUUUGCCAGAUAUUUCAUUGAAUAUUCAAGAAGUCAAAGAAUUAGCAAGAAAUUUGUGAGUAAUCCUAGAUUCUGUGCAAUUUCAAUUAUUUUUUUGAUUUUCAGUGUUGAUUCAAUUCUUGACAUCAAAUCUGAAUCUGUUAAUCAAAAAAAUUGCUGUGAUUAUUCAUGGAAAAUAUUUGGAUUUAUUGUAAUUGGAACUAUAAUUGGCUUGAUUUCUGGAAUUGGUUUGGCUAUUGCAAUUGCUUGUAUUAUCAAGAAAGUUACUAAAAGAAAAUCGGAAGGAAAAUUGAGAUUAGUGGAAAAUGUUGAAAACCCAGGGAUUCUGAAACCUGUUGAGAAUCCGAAGAUUCUGACGAAACAAACUGAAGUUAAUACGGGAACAGAAAGUGGAUCGAGAUCAGUGGAAACUGCUGGAAAAACAGGAAAUCUGAAAAAACUUAUAGAAAUUUCCAAACCUGCUAAGAAAGAUGAGAAUUCAAAGAUUUCGACGAAACAAACGCUCAAUACGGAAACUGAAGGUAAAACUACAAAUGCAUCAGUUUCGAAUCAAGGAUCAACAAUCAGAAGCACAAGUAGAUCUAACUUGCAUUCUCAAAAACAACCAAAUAUCGAAGGAAAACGAAAGAAAUCUGAUUUCGAAGAAGACACCAUAUAA